AAUCCUCACACGAGAAAAGGAAAUGACCUCAGAAGCCAAAAAUUUGUCUCACACUGUGACUGAGUUCAUCCUCUUGGGCUUCCGUUGCCGCUGGGAAAUACAGCAAUUCCUCUUUUCCAUAUUCUUUGUGAUGUACAUCCUGACUCUCUUUGGAAACAUGGCCAUUGUGUGUGCAGUGCCCUGGGAUCACCGGCUCCAUACACUCAUGUACAUCCUGCUGGGCAACUUCUCCUUCCUGGAGAUCUGCUAUGUCAACUCUGAUGUGCCCAACAUGCUGGUCAACUUCUUCUCCAAGACCAAAACCAUCUCCUUCAGUCAGUGCCUCCUACAGUUGUACUUCUUCUUCUCACUGGGCACAACUGAAUGCUUAUUUCUCUCUGUCAUGGCCUAUGACCCAUUCCUGGCAAUCUGCCACCUCCUGUACUACCUCACAGUCAUGACUAAUAAAUUCUGUGGCAGCCUGGUCAUCUUUUGCUGGGUGUAUGGUUUCCUCUGGUUCCUGAUCCCAGUGAUACUUGUUACUCAACUGCCAUUUUGUGGCUCAAAUGUUAUUGAUGACUUUCUGUGUGACCUGGGUCCUCUGCUAGACCUGGCUUCAGCCUGUGUCCCAAUCCCAAGGACUGCUCUCAUAUGUGGCGCCAUGAGUUCCCUUCUCAUCUUUGCCACCUUUUUCUACAUUAUUGGCUCAUACACGCUGGUGCUCAGGGAUGUGAUGCAGGUGCCCUCAGCUGCUGGCCAAAAGAAGGCCUUCUCCACCUGCUCCUCCCAGCUGGCUGUGGUGUUUCUGUUCUGUGGAUCUGUCAAGAUAACCUAUGUGAGCCCUGGGUCAGGACAAGGAGAGGGCAUGCAGAAGUUCACUACUUUUUUCUACUCAGUUUCGACCCCAUUUUCAACCCCAUGA
Molecule: messenger RNA, 901 nt
Organism: Loxodonta africana (African savanna elephant)
Lineage: Eukaryota; Metazoa; Chordata; Mammalia; Proboscidea; Elephantidae
Product: olfactory receptor 11H6-like
Exons: 1
Coding region: 23-901 (292 amino acids)
Biological process (GO): G protein-coupled receptor signaling pathway
Cellular component (GO): membrane
Molecular function (GO): olfactory receptor activity
Source: RefSeq, a predicted model, not a curated record